ACGGGAGGGGCUGGAAAGAAUGAAAUCGUUUAUAACAGCGCUCAGCGCUUUGGCCUAAUUUGAUAACUCGGGUUUCUAAUUUGGUUUAAUUUGGGAAAAGCCCCGUUGGUUGAUGCGCGAAACAAUCGGGAGUCGAAAAUGGAAGCAAGGAAAGAGGAAGAGUUGGUAGAGGUGAUUCACUCAUGGUCUGCUCCUAGAUCUCUCAGUACCGUUCUCAUGUACUCUUUUGCUCAGAGGGAUGAUAUAGAAGUGCUUGAUGAACCCUUGUACGCAAAUUUCCUUCAUGUAACUGGUGUCGGAAGGCCCUACAGAGAAGAAGUUCUAUCAAAAAUGGAAUCUGAUGGGAAUAAAGUUGUGAAAGAUAUCAUUUUUGGCCCAGGAGAAAAUAAAUAUCGGUUCUGUAAGAGACAAAACAUGCCUGAUAGAAUUCUUCUGAGCAGAGAAAUGGAAAAAUCCAGCAUUGAUCUCCUGACAGAAUUUAACUUGGAUUUUGAGAAGCAUAUCUCAAAACAACGUGUACCUGGUUUGUCUGAUGAUUUGAUAAAAAAUGGAAAGCACUUCAUAUUAAUACGAAAUCCACUUAGUAUUUUGCCAUCUUUUGACAAGGUCGUGCCCCCAUCGUUUCUCGAGCUAGGAUUGGGAGAAUUGGUCUCCAUAUACAGUGAGCUUUGUGAAUUGGGAAAGCCCCCAGCAGUCAUUGAUGCAUCAGAACUUCAAGAAAAUCCCGAGGCUACUUUACGUCAGCUUUGUGAAGACUUGGAUAUUCCGUUUCAACCUGCUAUGCUGAAAUGGCAAGCUGGUCCAAAAUCAGUUGAUGGCAUUUGGGCUCCGUGGUGGUAUGGAAGUGCACAUAAAUCAACAGGAUUCAAACGAGCAAGGAAGUAUCCUGCGCCAUUUCCGUCCUCUUUGUAUGACUUGUUGGAGCAAAGUUUACCUUUCUACAACAUGCUUAGGCGCCAUGCAAAGGGGAUUUCUUUGCUGAAACCCCAACUACCUCGUCCCAAUCUUCCUGUUCCUGCUAAUGAGAAGCUGCUUGUUUGGGUUGGUGAUGAGAUUGUACCCCGUGACAGUGCGAAGGUUUCAGUGUUUGAUUCAGUUGUUCAAGGUGGUGAUUCAGUGUGGGAGGGGCUUCGAAUUUACGAUGGCAAGAUAUUUAAGCUUGAGGAGCAUUUAGAUAGAUUGUUUGAUUCAGCAAAAGCUCUGGCUUUCAAUAACGUACCAUCUCGUGAAGAGAUUAAGGAGGCCAUAUUUAAAACCCUUAUUACGAAUGGAAUGUUCCAUAAUGUGCACAUCCGGCUCAGUUUGACGCGUGGGAAGAAGGUUACUUCAGGAAUGAGCCCAGCUUUCAAUCGUUAUGGAUGCACCUUAAUUGUUCUUGCUGAAUGGAAGCCACCUGUCUAUGACAAUACCAAGGGUAUAACUUUGGUGACUGCAACUACACGUCGUAAUUCACCAAAUAAUUUGGAUUCCAAAAUUCACCACAACAACCUCCUCAACAACAUACUAGCGAAGAUAGAAGCAAAUAAUGCAAAUGCUGAUGAUGCCAUAAUGCUUGAUAAGGAAGGUUAUGUGUCUGAAACAAAUGCUACAAACAUUUUCUUAGUGAAGAGAGGCCAUGUUGCGACACCUCAUGUUGAUAGCUGUCUUCCUGGCGUAACUCGAGCAACUGUCAUGGACCUUGUGGUAAAGGAAAAUAUCAUUUUAGAGCAGCGACGUAUUAGUCUGUCAGAGUUUCAUACUGCAGACGAGGUCUGGACAACGGGAACAAUGGGAGAACUCAGCCCGGUUGUGAAGAUUGAUGGGCGCGUAAUUGGUGAUGGAAAAGUGGGACCAGUGACUCAAAGGUUGCAAAAUGCUUACAAAAACCUGACAGAUGAUUCGGGAGUGCCUAUACCCACAUAUCAGAAGGCUUGAAUACUGCAUCUGUAUGGCACACAAAUGGUGAAGUGGAAGCAGAGGUCGAAGAUGAAAAUGAGUAGGAACUCAUCUUUGUUUCAAGGAGUUGAAUACUACCUUGAACCAUGUUUGUGUAUUCUUAUUUAUUUGUUCUUUCAUUUGUUCCUUGUAAUAAAAUAAAAAUCAUGUUUGGUUAAUUUGAAUUUCUGGUGUUUGCAACAGAACACUGAACAAGGCAAAAACUUCAAACUCACCAUCUAAAAAAAAUAAAGAUACAUGAUUUUUUUGUUGUUAUAUAAAAAUUUAGUUUGAAUGA
Messenger RNA from Camellia sinensis, 2212 nucleotides. NCBI's taxonomy places the organism in Eukaryota, Viridiplantae, Streptophyta, Magnoliopsida, Ericales, Theaceae. The record is from RefSeq and is a predicted model, not a curated record.